GCGAGCGCUCCUCUCUCUGCGCGUGCUGCUGCCAGUUCCGUGUCGGCCGCGAGUUUACCAGCCACGCACUGCCUGCACGCGCUCAAUCCGCCGCCGGGCUGCAACGAUGUGACUCUCUCUGGCUUUCCGAAAGCCCUUUUUCCGGUCUCCAUUAACGGCCCAGCACAGAGCGAGGCGAGGGGAUUCGUAACGGGUCACUCUCUCAACAAUAAUGUCUUCAGAACGGAGUUACAGCUGCCUCAAAACCGAGGCCAUGACAGAAUCACCGUGGCACCCCUGUGUCGGUGCACAGGCAGCGCUGUGACUCUAGCUUGCGAUCUCCUGACCUCUGUGACCUUUGAGUCGAGAUGGCGACCCACAGAAAGCACCUGGUCCGAGAUUUCAACCGAUACAUCACCUGCUCAAUCUGCCGUGGGUAUCUGAUAAAGCCCACCGCUGUCACAGAAUGCCUGCACACUUUUUGUAAGAGUUGUAUCGUUCAGCACUUUGAGGAGAGUAAUGAGUGUCCGGAAUGUGGGAUACAAGUCCAUGAAACCAACCCUUUAGAGAUGCUGAGGUUAGAUAAGACCCUGGAGGAGAUCAUUUUCAAGCUGGUGCCUGGACUAAGAGAGAAGGAGGAACAACAGGAAAGUGAGUUUUGGAGAAAAAAUAAGAUCAAAUCAAACGGAGAAGAUGGCCCUAGAGCUAAGAAAGCUCGUCUAAGUGAUGAAGAGGACGAUGAUGGGAAAGGUGGAGACUACCACAGGAGUGAUCCUCAGAUUGCUAUUUGUCUGGAUUGUCUACGAAACAAUGGCCAAUCAGGAGAAAGCAUAGUUAAGGGUUUAAUGAAGAAAUUCAUCCGUUGCUCCACCCGUGUGACGGUGGGAACCAUUAAGAAGUUCCUCUGUGUAAAACUGAAGCUGCCAAGCUCUUAUGAGCUCGAUGUUUUGUGUAACGGAGAGAUCAUGGGCAAAGACCACACCCUGGAAUUCAUCUACCGUACUCGAUGGAGACUUCAGGGUGACAGUGCUUAUCCCAUGGUUCUCGAGUACCGUCCAAGAAUCGACUUCGGUUAAACAGCACUUACAGCUUUGCGGAAAUCUCAUGCAGACUCAUGUCGAGAGAUGAACAAAAAGCAGAAAAACUGAAUGAUUGUGCCUCCGUUGAAAGACAACAACACAAAGCCCCAUGACUGACAGGACUGCUCUCUUCUUCCUGUGCACUGCUUCAGCCUCUACUCCUCCAUUCCUCCCUCCUUCUUGUUCCUGUUUGACAGUUGUGGCUCCACCCACUGGCACUGUAUCAAGUUUGAUGAUUAUAUUCCUCCAAAGCUUUCUCUGCAUGUUGUCUCUAUGACGACGCCUUAGCGUAGAGCGGCCCGUUGGGAUUAUCUGAUAGCAAUCUAGCACAGACAGUAAGCAAAAAACUCAGCGUCCCGGCCAGGUGACAGGAGUGAGGGGAAAUGGAGACGUUUUUAAGAAGAAGUCUUACUAGGUUUUAGAUUAGCCGUUUUUAUCCAAGAGUUUGCACUAGAGGCGAAUCCAAAUGUCUCGCUGUAUUAUUGCUGUUCUGCGUUACCUUUACACUCUCUCUUUUUCCUUUUAGUUACUUUCCUCUCUUGCUCUCACCGCCCACACUGUCCCUCAUAAAUUCAGUGGCUCUUUUUCAUGUCAUCAUUCUCUCUCCUUUUCGUUUGCUCACACAAACUCACUCUCUCUUUCUCAGCCGCUUUCCAUCUUCCCUCACACUCUCUCAUUUUUCUCCAAUGGUGUUUUUGGCUCUGGUCUGAAGUAUUGAUGGAUCUCAUUCAGUUGGAAUUGAAUGAGAGCGCUGUAGAUGUCCCAAAAUAACAGCCUUGAAAGGCACUCUGGGUAAGCGCUUUUCCUUCACAUCGAGCUGAGGCCAAAUCUUGCAUUUACCCAAACCAGAUCAUUAUCUUAAUAGAAUUGAUCUAACAAUAACUGAUGCCAGAUAUGCUUAAUGCAGUAAUUCACUGAGAAAUCUCAUCUUUAAAAACAGUUGAAUGGGGAAUGACUGAAGUGUGCCAGCUGCAUCUCUCUAAGAGCAGCUUUGGCUCACAGGCUAAACAUUCUGUUGUUUCCUGUUUAAUUAGAAAUGAGAUAAAACAAUCAAAUUCACCUCAACAGAUAUUUGAAUCUUAAAAGCAGCUCCAGAAUGUUAAUAAUACACGUUUUACAGUGGAUUUCGAGUGUUGUGUGGGAAAACAACUGUAUAGUCCGAACUGAUAUUUCUCAAUGUGAUUUUCCACUUUCGCAGCAUAUAGCAAGUCAUGGACAUGUUUGUGAGAGAGUUCGAGGUUCGAGAUUCAAUCUUCACGUUGUUUUAAAUGUUCUAGUUAAGAGUGUUACUUUGGAGCAUUAGUUCAGAUAAGGUCAUAGGUUAACUUUCUAUGUUUACAUGACAAUGUUAAUCUUUAAUGUAUGUGUAGUAGCCUAUGAUAGGAGUAUUCCAUUUGAAUUCAUAAUUAUAAGGAAUAAGUGAACACCAAACUGUUGCCAAAUUUUAUGCACAUUCCCAGAAUGCUUUUUGAGAAUUAAAGGGAUGGUUCACUCAAAAAUGAUAUUUGUGUCAUCAUUUACUUACCCUCAGGUUAUUAAAAAACUUGUAUGAGUUUCUUUUUUUUUUUUUAAAUAUAUAUAUUUUUUGUGUUCAAUAGAGGAAAUAAACUUGCACGGGGCUGAAACAACUUGAGGGUAAGUAAAUGAUGACAGGAUUUUCAUUUUUGGGUGAACUGUCCCUUUAAGGGUUCAAAACAUGGAGCUUUGCCAAUUUUAUUCCUCAGAAAAUUUUAUAUGAUGGUACUCAGUGAGGAACAGAAUUACAUUCGUUUUGGAUCAUCUCAGGUGAUGACAACUGGUGAAAUGAGGGUUUGUUCUCCACUUCAGCUUUGGAAUCAAGCAAUCAUAACAGUGGGUUUUAGAGAUGCUGUAAGUCAAUACAGUUAAUCAAAAGAUGCAUACAGAAUGAGACUGAAUAUCUUGGCAAUGCCGUUUUCAGUGGAUUGUACCCAUAUGUACCAAUAGUGGAAAUAUGUUUGUCCAAAUGUUUCUUCUGACAAGCUAAACCUUCAUGUUAUACCAACAUGAUCUUAAAAAUCCUCUGCACUCUCUGUCAGUUCAGUGGAAUUGUUGAUGUUGUUGUUUAGGACAAAGGCCACUGGCUGCUCUCCAAAAUCCAAUUUCCUCCCCACUAAGAAAACAUGCAAAUCAAAUAUGAAGUGUCUUUGAGCUCUGAUUAUAAAUACAAUGUAUUUUUGUAUGUUGAAGCACUUAUGUAUAUUUGAACCUAUAAUCAAAAGAUUUUAUGUCAAUGCUUGUCCUUUUCCUAAUAGAUGAUGCUGCUUGGGGUAAUUUAUUCUUUUUUUAUACGUCCCACCGCCUGCUAUAUGUGUUCCCCUUGUAAAUGUUCGCACUGUACAUGAAAAGCUUCCUAAUGCUGUUCAUGACCUAUUGUUAUUUAAUUAAUGAACAUUAAAAUAUGAAAAACAGUC
Messenger RNA from Labeo rohita (rohu), 3490 nucleotides. RefSeq names its product polycomb group ring finger 5a (gene pcgf5a). Bases 348 to 1055 code for a protein of 235 amino acids. The record is from RefSeq and is a predicted model, not a curated record. Gene Ontology annotation, cellular component: PRC1 complex. The transcript is spliced from 9 exons. Lineage: Eukaryota; Metazoa; Chordata; Actinopteri; Cypriniformes; Cyprinidae. Gene Ontology annotation, biological process: regulation of transcription by RNA polymerase II.